Molecule: messenger RNA, 3210 nt
Organism: Saccharomyces paradoxus
Lineage: Eukaryota; Fungi; Ascomycota; Saccharomycetes; Saccharomycetales; Saccharomycetaceae
Gene: PUF2
Product: Puf2p
Exons: 1
Coding region: 1-3210 (1069 amino acids)
Molecular function (GO): RNA binding
Source: RefSeq, a predicted model, not a curated record
AUGGACAACAAAAGACUGUAUAACGGUAACCUAUCCAAUAUCCCUGAGGUUAUAGAUCCUGGGAUUACAAUUCCAAUUUAUGAAGAGGACAUUAGAAAUGAUAUGUGUUUGAAUACAAACGCUCGUUCUGUGAGAGUCUCUGACAAGAGAGACCGUUCUAGCUCCACUUCCCCACAGAAAAUUGGCUCAUACCGUACUCGUGCGGGCAGGUUUUCUGAUACUAUAACCAAUCUACUUCCUUCCAUUAGCGCUAAAUUGCAUCAUUCAAAGAAGAGUACCCCUGUAAUUGUCGUUCCUCCUACCAGCAGUACUCCAGAUAGUUUAAAUUCUACGACGUACGCUCCUAGAGUGUCCAAUGACUCUUUUACAGUAGCUACUCCGCUGUCGUUGCAGUCUACUGCCACCAGAACAAGAACAAGAAAUAAUACUGCAUCUUCUCAGAUGACUUCAAGUUCUUCUUUGACUACUGAUGUAGGUAAUGCCACGAGCACUAAUAUUUGGAGUGCGAAUGCAGAAACUAAUACGUCUUCCAGUCCCUUGUUUGAUUAUCCUCUCGCCACGUCUUAUUUUGAGCCAUUGACUAGAUUUAAAUCCACUGAUAAUUAUACCCUGCCCCAGACAGCUCAAUUGAACAGUUUUUUGGAGAAAAACGGGAAUCCGAACAUAUGGUCGAGUACGGGAAACAGUACCACUGACCACCUUAACACCCCGAUAGUUAAUAGGCAGCGCUCUCAAUCUCAAUCUACCACAAAUAGGGUUUAUACAGAUGCACCCUACUAUCAACAGCCUGCACAAAAUUAUCAGGUUCAAGCGCCUCCUAGGAUUCCAAAAAGUGCUUCAAUAUCCCCCGUUAUCCUUGAUGAUGUCGAUCCGGCCUCAAUCAAUUGGAUUACGGCAAAUCAAAACGUGCCACUAGUCAAUCAAAUAUCGACGCUUUUGCCUACUAACACAAUAUCUAUUUCAGACGUGUUUCCAUUACAGCCUAGUCAACAACAUCAACAAAACACUAUAAAUUUGACGAGUACUUCCCUAGCGACUUUAUGUUCGCAGUAUGGCAAAGUUCUUUCUGCGAGGACGCUUAGAGGCCUGAAUAUGGCACUAGUUGAGUUCUCCACAGUUGAAAGUGCAAUAUGUGCCCUGGAGGCUUUACAAGGUAAGGAACUAUCCAAAGUGGGCGCGCCAAGUACGGUGUCUUUUGCGCGAGUUUUACCCAUGUAUGAACAACCUCCUAACGCUAAUGGUAUCAAUAAUACUCCCAAACAACCGCUGUUGCAAGAACAGUUGAAUCACGGGGUGCUCAACUAUCAACUGCAACAACCAUUACAACAAGCGGAACUACAACAACAACAACAACCAACGUCUUUUAAUCAGCCAAAUCUUACAUACUGUAAUCCCACCCAAAAUUUGAGCCAUCUGCAGAUAUCUCCAAGCGAAAAUGAACCUUACCCUUUCCCGUUGCCUCCACCAUCGUUGGCAGAUAAUGAAAAAGAUUUAUUGAACACUAUAAGUUCUUUUAAAUUGGAAUAUGAUCAUUUAGAGUUGAAUCAUCUUUUACAGAAUGCCUUCAAAAAUAAAGGAGUGUCUGAUACAAAUUAUUUCGGCCCAUUGCCAGAGCACAGCUCUAAAUCGCCGAAGAAAAAGUAUGUGUUUGAUCCACCAAAAUUACGGGAAUUGAGGAAGCAGUUUGACUCAAAUUCAUUAUCUACUAUAGAAAUGGAACAGUUGGCAAUAGUCAUGUUGGACCAACUACCUGAAUUAAGUUCAGAUUAUUUGGGUAAUACCGUUAUCCAAAAACUGUUUGAAAACUCGUCAAAUAUCGUAAGGGAUAUCAUGUUGAGGAGAUGUAAUAAAUAUUUGACAUCUAUGGGUGUGCACAAGAACGGUACUUGGGUCUGUCAGAAGAUUAUCAAAAUGGCAAAAACGCCAAGGCAGGUAAAUCUUGUAACUUCAGGUGUAACCGACUAUUGUACUCCACUUUUCAAUGAUCAGUUCGGGAACUAUGUUAUUCAGGGUAUUCUAAAGUUCGGUUUUCCCUGGAAUAGUUUUAUUUUUGAAAGCGUUUUAUCUCAGUUCUGGACAAUAGUUCAAAACAGGUAUGGAUCCCGUGCUGUAAGGGCUUGUCUAGAAGCAGAUUCCACUAUCACCCAAUGUCAAUUGCUUACUAUCACUUCGUUGAUAAUUGUACUUUCUCCGUAUUUAGCCACGGACACUAAUGGCACUUUAUUGAUCACUUGGCUAUUGGACACUUGUACCCUACCUAACAAGAACUUGAUUCUAUGUGAUAAACUGGUAAAUAAAAAUCUGGUUAAAUUAUGUUGUCAUAAACUAGGCUCUCUGACAAUCUUAAAGAUUCUCAAUUUAAGAGGUGGCGAAGAGGAAUUAUUGUCGAAGAAUAAAAUUGUCCAUGCAAUUUUUGAUGGUCCAGUUUCUAAUGAUUCUAUCUUGUUUCAAAUACUAGAUGAGGGUAAUUACGGUCCAACAUUUAUUUAUAAGGUUUUAACCUCGAGAAUCCUUGAAAAUAAUCUUAGAGACGAAGUUAUAACCAAAAUUCGUCAACUGAUUUUAAAUUCUAAUAUUAAUUUGCAAAGUCGUCAAUUAUUGGAAGAAGUUGGGCUAUCAUCAGCAGGGAUAUCACCCAAACAAUCCUCCAAGAACCAUCGCAAACAACAUCCUCAGGGAUUCCAUUCUCCCGGGCGUGCAAGGGGUGUUUCCGUUUCCAGUGUGAGAAGUUCAAAUUCAAGGCAGAAUAGCGUUAUACAAAUGAACAACGCAGGUCCAACACCAACGUUGAACUUUAACCCAGCCCCGAUGAGUGAAAUAAAUUCCUACUUCAACAGUCAACAAGCGAUGUACUCCGGUAAUCAAAAUCAGAAUCAAAAUGGCAAUUCUAAUGGAUUUGAUGAACUUAAAUCACAAUUCGAUUCAUUUAGAAUUGCUAAUGGAACAAAUUUAUCUCUUCCCAUAGUUAACCUACCAAAUGUAAACAAUAAUGAUAACAACCAUAAUAGCACUAGUUAUUUGAGUCAAAUGAAUCCCCUAAGUCGCUCAGUGAGUCAUAAUAACAACAAUAAUAACAAUAAUUAUAAUAAUAACAACAAUAAUGAUAAUAACAAUAAUAAUAAUAAUAAUAAUAAUAACAAUAACAAUACCGCUAAUAUCAAUAGCAAUAAUGAUACAAUUUUGUCCCGGUACAGCUCCUACGGAUAUUAG